AUGCCGUCCACUCGCUAUUCCAAAAGACGUCGCGUUAGCAGCCCGGCCAAGGAAGAACCACCGGCGUAUAACAGUUCCCCAGACGAAUUGGCCGCCAGUUCGGAUCAUGAGAAAUAUCACUCUCAUCGGGCGCCAUCCAAACCUCUGCGAGAAGGCAGAGGGAGAAAACGAAGCUACGCGGACAUCUAUUCGGCUAAUUCUACUGCGGUUGCCUCUGAAGACAGCCACAGCGAGCUGGCCGGCCCUCCUCGUGCGUCUGAGGAAAUUCCAAACGUUUUAAUUACUGCUGCUGCGUCUGGUGAGGACAGCCCUGACGAGCUAGAUCACACGACACCUACCUUCUUUCGCCGUCCUUUCCGUGCCAGCUUCAGCAAAGAGUCAAGACGGCCGCAUGAGAAGUUUACCAGCCAAAGCCCUAGCCCUCCACCGUACUCCAGACUCAGCUCACCAAUCGCCACACCUCGCACUCCUCUCAUUCGCCCGCCACAAUAUGAACCAUACAAGGAGAAGCUGGUACUGAAGGGGCACCGAAAAGGCGUAGCUGCGGUUCGAUUCUCUCCUGAUGGACGUUUGAUAGCAAGCUGCUCGGCUGACGCAACCAUCAGGAUCUGGGAAACCGCCGCGGGCAAACAUCUGCACACUUUAGAAGGCCAUCUCGCCGGCAUCUCGACCAUAGCCUGGUCUCCAGAUAGCAAGACGCUUGCAUCGGGCUCCGACGACAAGUCCAUACGAUUAUGGGAUGUUUCUACUGGCAAAGCACACCCUCAUCUCCUGCUUUCCCAUUCCUCCUACAUCUACGCUCUCUCUUUCUCCCCACGCGGCAACAUGCUUGCCUCGGGCAGCUACGACGAAGCUUUAUUCCUCUGGGACGUACGAACCACGCGUCUCAUGCGCUCUUUACCUGCGCAUUCUGACCCCAUCGGCGGCGUUGACUUUGUCCGCGACGGUACGCUCAUAGUUUCCUGCGCCGGAGAUGGAUUGAUCAGAGUGUGGGAUACAGCUACAGGACAGUGUCUCAGGACGCUCGUGCACGAGGACAACGCCGCAGUUACGGGCGUCAGGUUCAGCCCGAAUGGCAAGUUCGUUCUAGCCUGGACCUUAGAUGGUUGUGUCCGACUCUGGAACUACGUUGAAGGUCGUUGUGUUAAAACCUACCAAGGUCACACAAAUUCGAAGUACAGCAUUGGCGGCGCAUUUGGCGUUUAUGGCGGCGAGGACGGCGUGGAGCAAAGAGCUUGUGUUGUGAGCGGAAGCGAAGACGGAAAUAUACUUUGUUGGGAUGUACAGAGUAAAGACACUCUGCAGAUAAUCAAAGGGCACCAGGGGGUGGUGCUUGGGGUGGACGCCCUGAACAAAGAAGGACUGAUAGUGAGUGGAGGUAUUGAUAAGACCGUGAGAGUUUGGGAGAGGGUUAGAGAAGGCGCUGGGGACUCUGCAGAUCCAGUGGAUGCUGCGAUUGGCGAUCUCAAGGUAUGUGAACAAGAGGCAGCUGGGAUGGCAUGA
Molecule: messenger RNA, 1503 nt
Organism: Letharia columbiana
Lineage: Eukaryota; Fungi; Ascomycota; Lecanoromycetes; Lecanorales; Parmeliaceae
Exons: 3
Coding region: 1-1503 (500 amino acids)
Cellular component (GO): Set1C/COMPASS complex
Molecular function (GO): histone binding
Source: RefSeq, a predicted model, not a curated record